AUGUCCUUGAAGCAGGAAAUCGAGACAUGGGUGGCAGCCCUCGGCCACUACGAUAAUAAUGAGUUCGACGAGGCGUUGAAGGAGUUCGAUGGCAUUUCAGAUACUUCAAAAAUUCUGUUCAAUUGUGGCGUUAUUCAUGCGACGCUCGGAGAGCACGAGAAGGCGGUUGAGUGCUAUCAAAGAGCAGUCCGUCUGGAUCAAUACCUCGCCGUGGCAUAUUUCCAGCAAGGUGUAUCGAAUUUCUUGGUUGGUGACUUCGAGGAGGCUUUGGCGAAUUUCAACGACACAUUGCUGUAUCUGAGAGGAAACAACAUGAUCGACUAUGCACAACUGGGACUCAUGUUCAAGCUAUAUUCUUGCGAGGUGCUGUUCAACCGAGGCUUAUGCUACAUAUAUCUACAGCAGAAGGAAGCUGGAAUGCAGGAUUUCUCAUUCGCGGUCAAGGAGAAGGUUGUCGAAGACCACAAUGUUAUUGAUGAGGCUAUUCGUGAGGAAGCAGAGGGUUACACGGUUUUCUCAAUUCCCGUCGGUGUUGUCUACCGACCGAAUCAGGCGAAAGUCAAGAAUUUGAAGACGAAGGAUUAUCUAGGAAAGGCUCGCUUGGUUGCAGCAUCAGAUCGCGCAAAUGCUUUCACUGGCUUCGCAGGAUCAGAGAUCAAGAACGCUGGUAAACUUGAUGUGAAGGACGACAGGCCACCUGAGAACCUUUCUUUCGCUGCCACGAAUCUCGUAAAGCCUGGGCUCCAAAGCAAACGUCAACAAUCAGAGCCUCCACUCGGCCGAAAUGUCUUUCCACCAACACCACCUCCCGAGUCGGAAAAGUCUCAAGGUUCAAGUCAGAUGAGCCGGGGAGCUUCUGUGCGAAAUGGACCCAAGCCAAUGCCUGCCAAGCUCAACAUCGAGAAGGCCAGACCUAAUGAGAGGUACGAGGUCCGAGAAGAAAGAAUGAGUCCACAGGCACAACGUAUAGGUACACAGCGCGCAGCUUCAGAAGCCAGACCUCCUCCAGCACGACAAUUCUCAACUAGAGAUUCUUCACGCUCGCGACCACAGCAACCUCGGAGACGGUCACAGGAAGAGGAGGAAGACGAAUACCCAGGAGAACUCUACGACAUGUACUCGAGCGGAGCAAGAAAUUCUCGAGGAAGCCGACCAGCUGGAAACGCACGAAGGCCACAACCCAAGUAUAUCGAAGAGGAGGAAGAAUUUGCUAGCGAUUACGACGAUGGCUCAUUUGACGAGAACGACUUUGAGAUGGUAUCUGGUAGUCGAGCACCUCCGAGGGCACGUGCUCCGUCAUCAUCUGGACGUGGCCAAUCAAGGAGACCAGACAUUCGCAAGAUUAGGAUCAAGGUUCAUUCUGAAGAUGUUCGCUACAUCAUGAUCGGAGUAGCAGUCGAGUUCCCCGAUUUGGUUGACAAGAUCCGUGAGAAAUUCGGGUUACGAAAACGUUUCAAGAUCAAGGUCCGUGACGACGAUAUGCCAAACGGGGACAUGAUUACCAUGGGCGAUCAAGAUGAUUUGGAUAUGGUAAUUAUGAGCGUGAAAUCAAAUGCGAAGAAGGAGCGACUGGACAUGGGCAAAAUGGAGGUUUGGGUACAGGAAAUCUGA
Messenger RNA from Cadophora gregata, 1611 nucleotides. RefSeq lists its product as uncharacterized. Gene Ontology annotation, molecular function: protein binding. The transcript is spliced from 6 exons. Bases 1 to 1611 code for a protein of 536 amino acids. Lineage: Eukaryota; Fungi; Ascomycota; Leotiomycetes; Helotiales; Ploettnerulaceae. The record is from RefSeq and is a predicted model, not a curated record.